Messenger RNA from Pocillopora meandrina, 4217 nucleotides. NCBI's taxonomy places the organism in Eukaryota, Metazoa, Cnidaria, Anthozoa, Scleractinia, Pocilloporidae. The record is from the annotation of a GenBank genome assembly.
CGAGGCUAGGUUCUCAGCUCUUAUAAGGCGGACUCCUUCGAUCGCUUUGGAACUUCCGUUUGAUUCUCGUAUAAGAUUGGGUUUUGUCAGAGAGAUUUACCAUAGAACAUCGUAAAUUGACUUCAGUGAAGACUCCCAGCUCGAUUUUGAAGGGUUUGCUUUGAACUUGAGAGGAGCUCGAAGCCACGAUGCAAGCAAUCAAAUGUGUGGUUGUUGGAGAUGGGUAUGCAAUCCUGUUGAUAUGACCUUAAAGAUAUAUAAAUCGCGAAUUCCUUUUCGCUGAACAUUCUUCACUCGUUCGGUUGUUUUAAAAACAUAAUAUACGUUUAGCCGUUCACUUUUACCGUUUGUACGCCCCUAAUCGUAUUAUUUCGGUGUUCAAUGCCAUCGUAAUUUUCACGCUACCGGCGUGUGAAGAUGAUCAGCGUUCUUUUAGUUCCAGCGUUCUGAGAACUUAUCUUCGCUUACUUUAAAUCCUCGCGAUGGAUUCUUUUUAAAAAAUUCAACCUAAAGUGUGAGGUAAGUUUCUAAUUGUUUGCUCGUUUUCUUUUAGUGCCGUGGGUAAAACAUGUUUGUUGAUCAGCUAUACCACAAACGCUUUUCCGGGGGAGUAUAUUCCUACGGUGUAAGUACUAUAUUUCUUUCUCAUCUAGUGUUCUCACAGCGACUUUGUUCGCAGCCGAUUUUAUUUCAACCGUUGAAUCUCUUACUGCUGUUGUUUUGUACUGAGCGAUAGAAUCGAUAAUUCCUAUGGUCAAAAAAAAAACAACAGUUAAAGUCAGGCUAAUGUGAAUUUCUGUCCGCAUCUUUAGAUUUGAUAACUAUUCUGCAAAUGUUAUGGUUGAUGGCAAGCCUAUAAAUCUUGGUUUAUGGGAUACUGCUGGUAAGUUCAGUCUUCAUUUGAUCUGUGGUUCGUUUUUUAAAGCAAAAGAACACAAGAUCUCUAAUAUGCUAUCAAACAGAUACAUCAAGGUGACAUUAUUUAACAAACUUAUCAUAAAUGGUUAUUAAUGGAAAUUCAGAUGCACGUUUACCACGAAGGUUUUCAGGGUAUCAUUUCUUCAUUUAUUCGCGAGACAAAUCAUCAACCUGGAAUGGCAAUUAAUAAUGUUGGCUUAUUUUUUAUUUAGAUUACUAUAGUGAUAGUCCGAGACUCGAUCGUAUUUAUAGUUAAAAGUUGCAUAGUCUAUUACGAUGAAAGUAUCAAAAAAUAUGGUUCACUUUGGUCAACUAACAAAAUGUAUAAACAUUCAAUUAAAUCAGAAAUAAAAAUAAGAUAAUCAAAGUUUACAUAAAACGGUUAUUAUCGCUAUGAAGAGUACAAAAUUGUUUUAUUUCCUUUGCUACAUCGAAUGGCAUUGCAUUUUAUUCAGGCUUGAAAGUCAAAUAACAGGCUAUGAUGAAACUCUGAUUUUUUUCAUGAUUUUGACAACAAUCCUCUUAACAACAGAGUUGGGGGAAAAUUUACUCCCUUAUUUAAGUAUGAUGAAUAUACAUAAUUGUUUAAAAAGCUUCUUUGCUGAAAUCAAAGAUUAAACCAUGCUAACUGCAUCCCAAAAUGUACAUCUAGACAUUACAUUUUCCUGUUUCCUGUAGAGAACAAAUUCCUCCCUCUGAUGUCAUUUAUUUGCUUAGGAAGCAAACUUGGUAAUAUUUGUUGUAGAGAAGACACAAGUUGUUAUUUUUUCCUGUUUUUCUCUUUCGUUUUCUCUCUGAGGAAGAGUAAACAUCUUAAUAAUAAGCAGAUAUUUGUCAUUCUCAUGGAUAAUAAUGAUCCAUUACUUUCAAUUUCUUAUAUUGUAAGAUUUUAUCUGAAACAAUAUGUUUUGCUGUAACAUAUUGAAUGGGUGCAGCUGAAGAAAUUAAAAAAAAAAUCAGUUCAAUGGAAUGGUUGAUCAUUGUGAAGUUAAUUGCAUUUGUCAACAGAGCAAGUGGGACAUUGCUGCAGAAGGAGGUUCCUGUUAGUUUUUAUGGUUUUGCUCUUAGCUUGAAGGGUGAACAUUAUGACAGGCUGAUUCACUUGUAAUGUGGGACAAUUUAAUGGCAUAUUUCCAUGUUUAUAUCUUUUCUCUACAUCUCUCUCCAGUACUUUCCGGAGGAAAUAGAAUAUGGAAACUUUUGAAAUCUACAACUUCCCCCACUUUCUUACCCUUUGUUAUGGAUUUGUAAACUAAUACUGUAAACUAAAAGGGAAAUAUUGAAAAGAAAGAAAUAUUCACCUUAAGAAAUAAAUUUUGUGAUUGUGUCACCAUAUCUAGUCCAGCAAUCUUCCACACUUUUUCUUCUUCAUCCGGGAAUCAGGAAUAUAUCUCAUAACAUAGUGGCUAAUUCUUUAUGGCCAAGUUGGUUUUAUCUGCCAGUGGUUAUUCUAGUUUCUUUCGUAUGAAGCAAGUAACAGUAUGUUCUUACAAGUCAGUAUUUAUAUCUCUCCAUCACAGCCAACCUCUUGGUAUUCUGGGGGUAAGUUUUAGUUGGUUAUGAUGUUUCCUAAAAAUUUCAGUCAUACAUAUUUGCACAUUUUGUGUCUUACAGGACAAGAGGACUAUGAUCGCCUUAGACCUCUCUCUUAUCCACAAACUGUGAGUAUUAGUUUUCUUUGUCUAAUAUUAUUUUAGAAUGGUAAAUCAGUAAUUUACCCUAGCUUUCACCCAAAGUACAACAACAAGAUUUUAUAUGACCUCUCCAUAUAAAGUUGGAUUUUCUUCUCUUUGUUUGUGGGAAGAAUCGUUGUAUUAAUAUACAAGAUAUUUUUUGGGCCAAUGUUAGCUUCAAAUUGAAGGAGCCUAUGGAAAUAACCCUAUGAAAUAGACAAUUAUGCUGUGGUAAGGGUGUAAAUGAUUGUUAAAUUAUUAAAGUACUGAAUUUUCUUCUGUUGCAGGAUGUCUUUCUAAUAUGCUUCUCAUUAAUAAGUCCAGCUUCCUUUGAAAAUGUUCGAGCAAAGGUAAGUUUGGAUUCUAAAUUCCUGAUACAAUAUUCAAGUAUGUUUCUUCAUCAGCUUUCCUUGGCCAUUUUGUCAUUUUUAUCAUCCAUCUUCAGUGUGCAUGUUGAGUUUUUGUCCCUUGUUUACUUUAUUUAUUAUCAUCUCUUUCGUUGGAGUAUGUAACAUAACUUGGUGUGCCCAGCCUUAUUUAGUUCAUGGCAUAUCUUAUUGAUGAAAUUUGAUAUUCAGUCAAGCUAAUCAGGCAAUCACUGUUUGUUUGUAUCAAUUAUCGAUAUCAGUAAUUGAUUGUUGUUAAUCACUCACCAAACUGUCACAAGGUAUUAAGGGGGUUGCUGUGUUGGUGGGGAAGUAUAACAGGGUAAUUUAGUAUUAUCAGCUGAGUUGAUGUAAAUUGGCCAUUAUGAAGAGUUUCAAAAAUGAUAUUUCAAGCAUUAAUCUUUUGUCAUUUGCUCUGUUAAAGGGCUAAUGCUCAAAUUGUCAGCUUUAAAACUCUUUAUGGUGGCCAAUUUAUGUUAUCAACUCAGUUGAUAAUUCCAAAUUACCCAGUCACCAGGUAUUUUUAAAUUCAUCAACAAUCUGCAUACUGUCUUUUGACAGUCUUAUUGUUUUUUCACUUCUUAAACUACUUUUUACAGUACUGUGAUAACUGACCUCUACAGAUCAUAGUUUUCCCUCAAGAGGUUAUGAAUUACAAUUUAUAACCUAGGGUAUGUGAUAUGAUAAGAAAUUUUCCUUUAAGGAAUGUACAACAUCACAAAGUUGUUAUUACAGAUUGGAUAUGUGAUUAUGUAGUAUAAUUAACUUCAUGUACAAGGGUUGUGUAGAUAAGAACUGUUGUUAGUGACAAUGACAGACAAGGUUGAUUGACUAAUACUAAGGAUGAUGUAACUUUUGAUUUGCAGAUUUGCAAUUAUAACUGUUUUAGUUAAUUAAUUGUAUUAGCCAUAGUAUAUUACCUUAAUUUGAUUGUUUAUCAUUCCAGUGGUAUCCAGAGGUAAGCCACCAUUGUCCCAACACCCCAAUCAUCUUAGUUGGUACAAAGCUCGACUUACGGGAUGACAAGGAAACACUCGAGAAACUGAAAGAGAAGAAGCUGUUACCUGUAUUGUAUACCGAUGGCUUAAAAAUGACAAAAGAAAUUAGUGCACAAAAAUACCUCGAAUGCUCAGCUCUUACACAGAAAGGACUGAAAACAGUUUUUGAUGAGGCAAUCAGGGCAGUCCUGUGCCCAACAAUUAAGAAAACAAAGAAGAAAGGUGGAUGUCUACUGCUAUAA